Messenger RNA from Cricetulus griseus (Chinese hamster), 1173 nucleotides. The record is from RefSeq and is a predicted model, not a curated record. Lineage: Eukaryota; Metazoa; Chordata; Mammalia; Rodentia; Cricetidae.
AUGACACUCUUAGGUGUUAUGCCUUUUUGUCUGCAACCGAAGAAUCUUGAGGGUUAUGUGGGAUUUGCCAACCUUCCAAAUCAAGUGUACAGAAAAUCCGUGAAACGAGGAUUUGAAUUCACACUUAUGGUAGUAGGUGAAUCUGGACUGGGAAAGUCAACAUUAAUCAACUCAUUGUUCCUCACAGAUUUGUAUUCUCCAGAGUAUCCAGGCCCUUCUCAUAGAAUAAAAAAGACUGUACAGGUGGAGCAAGCCAAAGUUUUAAUCAAAGAAGGUGGCGUUCAGUUGCUGCUGACGAUAGUUGAUACCCCAGGAUUUGGAGAUGCAGUGGAUAAUAGUAAUUGCUGGCAGCCUGUUAUCGACUACAUUGACAGUAAAUUUGAGGAUUACUUAAAUGCAGAAUCCCGAGUGAACAGACGGCAGAUGCCCGAUAAUAGGGUGCAGUGUUGUUUAUACUUCAUUGCUCCUUCAGGACAUGGACUUAAACCAUUGGAUAUUGAAUUUAUGAAACGUUUGCAUGAAAAAGUGAAUAUCAUCCCACUAAUUGCCAAAGCAGACACACUCACACCAGAGGAAUGUCAACAGUUUAAAAAGCAGAUAAUGAAAGAAAUCCAAGAACAUAAAAUUAAAAUAUAUGAAUUUCCAGAAACAGAUGACGAAGAAGAGAAUAAGCUGGUUAAGAAGAUAAAGGAUCGUUUACCACUUGCUGUGGUAGGUAGUAAUACUAUCAUCGAAGUUAAUGGCAAAAGAGUCAGAGGAAGGCAAUAUCCUUGGGGUGUGGCUGAAGGUAAGGUUAUUUUCUGUGUUGAAAAUGGUGAACAUUGUGAUUUUACAAUUCUAAGAAAUAUGUUGAUAAGGAGUCCUCUGGCACAGAUGGAAGAAGAAAGAAGGGAACAUGUAGCCAAGAUGAAGAAGAUGGAGAUGGAGAUGGAACAGGUGUUUGAGAUGAAGGUCAAAGAAAAAGUUCAAAAACUGAAGGACUCUGAAGCAGAGCUCCAGCGGCGCCAUGAGCAAAUGAAAAAGAAUUUAGAAGCACAACACAAAGAAUUAGAGGAAAAACGUCGCCAGUUUGAAGAAGAGAAAGCAAACUGGGAAGCUCAACAACGCAUUUUAGAGCAACAGAACUCUUCAAGAACCUUGGAAAAGAACAAGAAGAAAGGCAAGAUCUUUUAA